Didymodactylos carnosus is the source of this 1038-nucleotide messenger RNA. Lineage: Eukaryota; Metazoa; Rotifera; Eurotatoria; Philodinida; Philodinidae. The record is from the annotation of a GenBank genome assembly.
AUGUGGCCCAUUCCGGCGCAUUCUAUAAGUCUCUUAAAAAAGGAGAAUGGAAAAAACUGUAAAAAAUGGUAUGGAAUGGUAUGGUAUGGAAUGGUAUGGAGUGGUAUGGAAUGGUGUGGAAUGUAUGAUCAGCGACGUAAAAUGGGAGCUGAUGGUAUUACAUUGAAGCAUAUUGUCAUUAUUGUUAGUCUAACACGCUUUAAACAAUCAUUAUUUGUAUUAUUUAAAUUAAAAGAAGGUGGACAUAAAAUGACAAUUGACAAAGAAUUUAUCGAUGGCAUGAUUAAAUGCGUUGCUGAUAAUUUGGGUAUAUUUCGUGAUGGUGGAGAAGAACGUUUCUGUUAUGUCAACAUCAAAACUUGUGAAGAAGGCUACUGUUUAUUCUCGAAAUAUUUACUUGAAACUGCAUUGCGACUUUUUGACACAACAAUCCAACAAUUCUCGAGUGGCCCAUUUGCUGCAGGUGAGCAACCUGCUGGAAUUGGUUUACUACAAAUUGGUGAACGGAACUCGUUGGAAUCUCGUUUGUUGGCUGUGCCAUAUCGUUUCUUUUUAAAAAAUGAUUUGUCUGGGAAAAUAACUGGUCCGAACGGUACUAAAGUAAAUGAUCCGGUUCACAACGAUAACCCUACUGAUCUUUCAUUAGCUUUGAACGUAUUAGUGUCGAAACAGCUACUACCAGCUGGUGAAUAUAUUCAAAAACGAAAACUGCUCGUAGUAGAAAAUCCAAAUCGAAGACGUUUUCCGUUGAGUUUUUUUUGGGAAUACGCACUACCUUGGAUGAAUACACUACCUGGAUGGUCUAAAUUCUAUGCCUGCCUAAAUGGUAAAUCUGUUGUCAAAUAUGAUAAUUAUGAUAGUGACAUCGUCCAAGGUGAUGUUCUUCGCCCGAUAUUAAUUUGUGAAGCGAAAACAAUUGAAUUGUACAAUGAACAUUCCAGAAGACAUUAUACGAUUCCCAUUGAUGUGCACCACUGCCCUUAUCCUUGGCAGUUAAAUGUUUGUUUAUUCAGUCCUGGUGAUCGUAUUCGUAUUUAG